Molecule: messenger RNA, 1199 nt
Organism: Manis pentadactyla (Chinese pangolin)
Lineage: Eukaryota; Metazoa; Chordata; Mammalia; Pholidota; Manidae
Gene: SLC18B1
Product: solute carrier family 18 member B1
Biological process (GO): transmembrane transport
Molecular function (GO): transmembrane transporter activity
Source: RefSeq, a predicted model, not a curated record
GCAAAGAAAGGAGCCAGCAGCACAGUCAUUGGUAUGAUCUUUGGGUGUUACGCUUUGUUUGACUUGCUGGCAGCUUUGGUAUUUGGAAAAUAUCUAAGUAUUAACCUUGUACAAAUUGGAGCAAAAUUUAUGUUUGUAGCAGGGAUCUUUGUCUCAGGAGGAGUUACAAUUAUCUUUGGCAUUUUGGACCACAUUCCAGAUGGAUCAAUAUUUAUUGCUAUGUGUUUUCUAGUGAGAAUAACAGAUGUAAUCAGCUUUGCUGCAGCAAUGACUGUGUCUUUUCCUGUCCUUGCAAAGGCUUUUCCAAACAAUGUGACUACCAUAUUCGGAACUCUUGGGAUUUUUUCUGGACUGAGACUAGUGCUCGGGCCUCCUUUAGGUGGCUUCUUGUAUCAAUCCUGUGGCUAUGAGGAGCCUUUUAUUUCUCUGGGAUGCAUAGUUCUGCUGAUGGUACCACUCAACAUGCGUAUUUUACCUGAUCAUGAGUCUGAUCCAGGUGAACAUUCAUUCUGGAAACUCAUCACUUUACCCAAGGUCACCCUUAUGGCCUUUGCUGUCAGCUCAGUCAGCUCAUGUUUCGGCUUCCUUGAUGUUACUCUGUCUCUCUUUGUUUUGGAGAAAUUUAAUUUACCAGCUGGAUAUGUGGGACUGAUAUUCCUGGGUUUGGCACUAUCCUAUGCCAUUUCUUCACCAUGCUUUGGUCUACUAAGUGACAAAAUGCCAGUAUCAUCUAAGGAAACUGUGGUGUUUGGACACUUCAUCACAGCAGGAUGCUGCAUACUCUUAGGACCUGUUCCAGUCUUACACAUUAAAGGCCAUCUUUGGAUAUUGUUUCUGGUAUUAGUCAUAAAUGACAUCUCUGCUGGAAUGAGUGUCAUCCCAACUUUCCCCGAGAUUCUCAGUUGUGAGUAUGAAAAUGGAUUUGAGGAGAUUAAGUACACUGGGGCUCAUGUCAGUCUCUUUAGUGCAAUGUGGUCAGUUGGUGCUUUUAUAGGACUGAUACUGGGUGGAUUUCUGUAUAAAAAAAUUGCUUUUGAAUGGGCAGCUGCUGUCCAAGUUCUGUGGGCUCUGACAAGUGGGAGUAAUCCAUCUUUUGUUUUCCUUUUCCUUAUAUUUGUUGGGAAACAUGAUUUGGAGACAUGGCAUUAACCCAUUCCUUUAAUUGUGUGAAAGGGAUUAGUGAUGGGCUUGUUUUAUCU